Messenger RNA from Gigantopelta aegis, 1102 nucleotides. RefSeq names its product gastrula zinc finger protein XlCGF8.2DB-like. Gene Ontology annotation, cellular component: chromosome. The transcript has 2 exons. Gene Ontology annotation, molecular function: chromatin insulator sequence binding. The record is from RefSeq and is a predicted model, not a curated record. Lineage: Eukaryota; Metazoa; Mollusca; Gastropoda; Neomphalida; Peltospiridae. Gene Ontology annotation, biological process: regulation of transcription by RNA polymerase II. Bases 137 to 1102 code for a protein of 321 amino acids.
UAGAUAUUUAGAAGCGUAACUAUCGAGUAUGGGUGGUGUUCAUUUUCAACUAAGUCCGUUUACAGUUUAUAGUGUAUUUUGGUAUUGAGUGCAGACGUACAGAAACCCGCCAGGUCGUCUGUCACUUCCUCCCAGUAUGUCAGAGUCGGAGAAGAAUGACAAGAACUAUUUGUGCGAGGUGUGUUCCAAACAGUUCGGACACAGCUGGGAUCUGAAGAAGCACCUCCUCAUCCACAGUGGGGAGAAAGCCUUCCAGUGCGGGAUUUGCUCCCAGAACUUCACCCACAGCUGGUACCUCAAGACCCACAUGACCAUGCACACUGGAGAAAAACCGUUUACCUGUGAAAUAUGCUCCAUGCGAUUCUCCCACAAAGCUAACCUCAACAGACACUCCGCCUCCCACUCCAGGCAGCGACAGUUCAGAUGCGAAUUCUGCGAAAAGUCUUACACUUUGAAGGCGCACCUUUCGCGGCACCAACUGACGCAUUCGGGCGACCACCCGUACACGUGCGGAGUAUGUUCCCAGGGUUUCCUACAGGGAGGUGAUCUCACGAAUCACAUGGUAGUGCACACGGGAGAAAAGAAAUUCUGGUGCGACGUCUGUUCGAAAUCUUUCGCGUGGAAGUCCAACUUGAGCAGACACGCGAUGAUCCACGCAGGCGUUAAACGAUUCCAGUGCCAAAUCUGCACCAAGAGCUUCAGCCAGAACGAGGCUCUCAAAGGUCAUCUGCUGACCCAUACGUCGGAGAAGCCGUUCAGUUGUGACGAAUGCGGGAAGAGGUUUCGCGUACGGCAGAAUCUGAACGCACACAUGAAGUACCAUGCGGGAGAUAUGCCCUACGAGUGCGGGGAGUGUGCACAGCGAUUCACGCAGCCCUACAAACUCAAAGACCACAUGUUGACGCACACCGGAAGUAAGGAAUUCGAGUGUGACGUGUGCUCGAAGCGGUUUGCGUGGAAGGCGAAUCUGACGUCACACUUGAUCACUCAUACGGGGGAGAAGAGAUACGGUUGUGACCUUUGUGAGCAGCGGUUCACCAGCAACGCCGCAGCGAUUAAACACACACGAAGAAGCCACAAAGCACUUUGUGCGAACACGUGA